AUGGCAGGUCCGUUCAUAUCACCCCUGCACGGAGACCUCCUCACCGAGUACAUGUUCGGCAGGAGAAGGCAGAGGAGAAAUAGGACAACAUUCAGCCCUCAACAACUUCAAGAAUUGGAAUCCCUCUUCCAGAAAACUCACUAUCCUGACGUUUUCCUAAGAGAGGAAGUGGCAUUAAGAAUAAGCUUGUCUGAAGCCCGAGUUCAGGUGUGGUUCCAAAAUCGAAGAGCAAAAUGGAGAAAGCAAGCAAGACUUCAACUUCUUCAGGAUGCCUGGAGGAUACGUUGCCUUGGUUUAACUACUCCACCUCUACUUAUAGGUCGAGGAGCGCAAAACGGACUUCUACCAGAACAUGAUGAAGCAUCGUUACGAUUGGGUACUACACCUCAACUUAAUAAUACUACACCUGAACCACUUAAUUACAGAUUAAAUCUACCAUGCAUUCCUUCAAUACCAGAAAAGCCCCCUACGAGUUUGCAGUCAAGCUAUUCUGUUCAGAGCCUCACUUCUUCAAUCUGUCCCUGUAAUGUUCCACAAAUCCCAAGAUCCAUGACAGAAAAGGAUCAGACCUUGAGCAAAAGCCCAAGAUCUAAUAGUCCACCAACUCCUUCAGAAGGAACCCAAGAUCUCAGCAACACACCAUUAAAUUUUGCUGAUCACAAGUAAUGAAUGCCUGCAUGAGAGCAUCAGUUUUGAACUGAACUAUAUCGUGUGGUAAUGUUACAAAUUGUUGUAAUGUUGACCGAAAGACAAAACUUUUGUAAAUUGGAGUUGACUGAGCAAGUCAAAACAAGUGUAUUUAUAGUCCCUCAAAAAAGUUAUCAUGAUAUUCAUAAAAGUUGUUAAAAAUAUGUAACCAAUGUAUGUUUUAGAAAAAACUAUUAAAUUGUAAUACGUUUAUAAGUUUAGCAUUUAUUUUCAUAUCCUCUUGCAUAAUUAUGUAGUUGAAGAAUGUUCUAAUAAAUUCUGCUAUGAAAAUUUCACAAACCAAUAGCAAAACCAUGUUCUUUCAAUGAAAUUUUAUGAAUUUUCUAUGAAAUUUGUACAACAAUUUAUCUGGAAUCAUAAAAAAAAAAAAAUGUUCAAUAUAAGUAUAUUUUUUGUUAUUCAUGCUAUUUUUGACAUUAAAUGUUUAUAUAUAUAUAUAUUAAACUUUAUAUUAAAAUUUUACUUUAAAUAAUGUAAUGUAAAUAAUGCUAUAUCCCAAUUAUUUUUAUUAUUAUAAUUGUUUUAAUGAGAUAUCUGCUGUAAUUUUUUAAGGAGUAAUUUUAUUAAUUUAAUAUUUAUCCAACAAGAAUGUUUAUUAAAUUCUUCAUUUAUAUUGAACAUUUUUUAUAUAUUAAUAAAAAAAAAAGUUUUUCAUUACUUUUGGCACAAAAUAAUUGUUCUUGUCAUUGAAAGUUUCAAUCUAAGGGUAAGUAACUAAAUUUGUUGAAUGGUCAUCAAUAUACUGUUAAAUGUGAAAAAAUAUUUUUAAAAGUAAAAAUCAUUCCCAUUAAGAAUAAAAGGUAGUUGGUAAUUGUUAACUUAAAAUAUACAUUCUUCAUAUUUUUGCAUACCAUGGUUCAUAUGUUUUAUUGAACAUGAUUCAUCAAUUGAGGCAUUGAUAUGGAAAAUCAUAUAGACCAUUUUAAUCAAAUUAUCAUUGGAGGGGUGACCAUCCCCUCCCAACGUCAACUGUGCAUGAAACUUCUCCCUCCACUCCCCAAGAUAUUUUAUUGCUCUCCUAUUAUAAACAUUAGAAAUAAAAGUACCAUAAAUCAUUUACAAUUACACUUGUUCCAUGUAUUCUCUUAGUCUCCUUAUUUGAAACUUUUCAAUCCAAAAAUUUAUAUCCGUCAAAAUGUACCCCUCUCAAAAAUUGUGAUGGCGCACCAUGCGCCAUGAAACCCCCUUGUGGGCACUCCUGUAUCAUUGGACUAGUAAAAUGAUUUUUAUAAACCAGUAGCAAAAUUUAUAAAAUGAAACUCAAGCAAUAUAGUUAUCAUUUAGCAAUUAAAAAAAUAAAUAAAUUGUGAGUACAUGUUUUUGCCUCAUGUUUUUCCAUAUAAAU
Molecule: messenger RNA, 2053 nt
Organism: Nezara viridula (southern green stink bug)
Lineage: Eukaryota; Metazoa; Arthropoda; Insecta; Hemiptera; Pentatomidae
Source: the annotation of a GenBank genome assembly